Molecule: messenger RNA, 858 nt
Organism: Dama dama (fallow deer)
Lineage: Eukaryota; Metazoa; Chordata; Mammalia; Artiodactyla; Cervidae
Product: ubiquitin carboxyl-terminal hydrolase 17-like protein 6
Biological process (GO): protein deubiquitination; regulation of apoptotic process
Cellular component (GO): cytosol; nucleus
Molecular function (GO): cysteine-type endopeptidase activity; cysteine-type deubiquitinase activity
Source: RefSeq, a predicted model, not a curated record
AAUACCUGCUACGUGAAUGCAGCGCUGCAGUGUCUGAGCCACACGCCGCCCCUGGCCAGCUGGAUGGUGUCCCAGCAGCACGCCACCCUCUGUCCGGCCAGCACCUCCUGCACGCUCUGUGCCGUGCGAGCUCACGUGACCCGAGCCCUCCUUCAGCCGGGAGAGGUGAUCCGGCCCCGCAAGGACCUGCUGGCGGGCUUCGAAAGACACCAGCAGGAAGAUGCCCACGAGUUUCUGAUAUUCACUCUGAAUACCAUGCAGCAAGGGUGCUUGAGUGCAUCUCAGCUGUCGGGCCAUCCCUCCGAGGACACCACCCUCAUCCGUCAGAUCUUUGGCGGGACUUGGAGGACUCAGAUACAGUGUGUCCACAGCCUCGGAGUCUCGGACACGUUCGAUCCUUACCUGGACAUCAGUCUGGAUAUCACGGCGGCUCAGAGUGUGGAGCAAGCUCUGAGAGAGCUGCUGAAGCCCGAGAAGCUGGACGCUGAAAACGCAUAUGACUGUGGCGUUUGUCUCCGGAAGGUGCCUGCCACCAAGAGGUUGACUUUGCACAGCAUGUCCCAGGUCCUGGUGCUGGUGCUGAAGCGGUUCACACAGGUGAGCGGGGCCAAAAGGGCUCAGGAAGUGCGCUCUCCCCAGUGCCUCGACCUGCAGCCCUACACGUCUGAGCGCAAGGGGCCACUGGGCUACGUGCUCUAUGCCGUGCUGGUGCACUCCGGCUGGAGCUGUGAGCGAGGACACUACUUUUCUUACGUGCGAGCGGGCAACGGCCAGUGGUAUAAGAUGGAUGAUGCCAAGGUGAGCGCCUGUGACGAGAGUGCUGCCCUGAGCCAGAGCGCCUACGUGCUCUUCUACUCC